Molecule: messenger RNA, 939 nt
Organism: Melampsora larici-populina 98AG31
Lineage: Eukaryota; Fungi; Basidiomycota; Pucciniomycetes; Pucciniales; Melampsoraceae
Exons: 7
Coding region: 1-939 (312 amino acids)
Source: RefSeq, a predicted model, not a curated record
AUGUCUCCGCCUUAUUUAAAGGCAGAGCCUCCAUCGUCAGACGACGGCAUUUCUGAAUCUCGCAAACGGCCAUCCACAAGCUUUCAAUCUCAGGAGGACCGAGAUCAACGCAGAAGCAGUCGACCCCGCUUAUCUUCACCCUCUUCGAAGUUUCAAUCGCAACUGGAGCGCCUUCAAUCUAAGGUUGAGAAUCUUACUGAAAACGUUCGGGAGUGCAGUCAGCAAGCAGAAGAGUUUGAAGCCGCUAGAAUUGUUAUCGAAGGCAAAUUGACGGAGGAUCGGGUCAAAUCAACUAAAUUCUCUGACCAAAAGGUUCAGCGCGAGGUUCGUAAGGAGGUAAUCCCACAGAUCAACGCUCUCGCUGAUCAAGUCACAGUUAUCAAGCGUGAUUUGGACAGGGAGAUUGCUUUGUCUAGUCGGCUCGAGGAACAGGUCCAUAGAAUUGAAAGUGAGAUGUCACGAGAACAUGUACAUCCAGAGUUGUCCACCAAGCAAAUGGCAGAACUACACCAGUACAUCAAAGAGGAGGUGAUGAGGUCGAAAAAGGAUAAAACUUCACCCCCUGAGCACUCUGCCCAGCUCCUUAAGGAUGUCCUUAUGGAGGUGCUCCCACACAUCAACGGUCUCGCCGAUCAACUGGAGGAACAGGUCCAUAAACUCGACAAUGAGCUGUCACGAGAACAUGCACAUCCAGAGUUCUCCACAAAGCAAAUGGCAGAGCUACACCAGUAUAUCAAAGAGGAGGUGAUGAGGUCAAAGGAGGGUAAAACUUCGCCCCUUGAGGACUCCAGCGCGCGAGCGUCUGAGAAAGGCUACGUACUAGAUGAGGGUAAGGCUGCCGAAAUCAGAGGCGCACUUCGAAAUCUUCAAGUUACCCUUGAGAAGAUGCUCGAGCAUAUGUUUCUCUCAAAGGAAGGGCCACAAGGCGUCGAUCAAUGA